AUGGCAGCAACAACCCAAAAUGGUACUAUCGAUGGUAGUGAUUACAAGAGGCCGGCUUACAAUGAAAUGACUAGCAAAGAUUACUACUUCGACUCAUAUGCCCAUUUUGGGAUACAUGAAGAAAUGCUGAAAGAUGAAGUGAGAACGAUUACAUAUCGGAAUGCCAUUUAUCAUAAUAAGCAUUUGUUCAAAGACAAGGUUGUCAUGGAUGUCGGAUCAGGAACGGGUAUCUUAUCCAUGUUUGCAGCUAGAGCUGGUGCCAGGAAAGUUAUUGCGAUUGAAUUCUCGAAUAUGGCUACACAAUCCAAACAGAUUGUAAAAGAUAAUAAUUUGGAAAAUGUUAUUGAAGUUAUUCACGGGAAAGUUGAAGAUGUAAAAGAAUUACCUGACGGCAUUGAAAAGGUUGAUGUUAUCAUUUCCGAAUGGAUGGGUUAUUGUUUGUUCUACGAAUCGAUGCUGAAUACAGUGAUUUAUGCUCGCGAUAAAUGGUUGAAAUCGGAUGGUGCCCUAUUUCCAGACAAAGCGAAGCUCUUCUUAUGUGCUAUUGAGGAUCGGCAAUAUAAAGAGGAUAAGAUUAAUUGGUGCGUAAACAUUCAGUAG
Messenger RNA from Loa loa (African eye worm), 600 nucleotides. RefSeq lists its product as hypothetical. The transcript is spliced from 4 exons. Gene Ontology annotation, molecular function: protein-arginine N-methyltransferase activity. Gene Ontology annotation, cellular component: nucleus. The record is from RefSeq and is a predicted model, not a curated record. Bases 1 to 600 code for a protein of 199 amino acids. NCBI's taxonomy places the organism in Eukaryota, Metazoa, Nematoda, Chromadorea, Rhabditida, Onchocercidae. Gene Ontology annotation, biological process: peptidyl-arginine methylation.